Molecule: messenger RNA, 1569 nt
Organism: Paecilomyces variotii
Lineage: Eukaryota; Fungi; Ascomycota; Eurotiomycetes; Eurotiales; Thermoascaceae
Exons: 3
Coding region: 1-1569 (522 amino acids)
Source: RefSeq, a predicted model, not a curated record
AUGUCGACAUUCAACGGACCGCUGCCUCACGAACCAGUUAGCCCUAUCGAAGUUGUCGGGCAACCACACCCAACGAUGGCAAACAACGGCCAGAAUGGCAGAGUUCCCGCAGCACGCAGUUCAUCAGAGUCGACGGCAUCGUCAUUGAAGAGUCCUCGAACAGCCCGGUUUGCAGAAGCGACGUCUGUCCAUUCUCCUAUUGGACCGACUGAGAGCUCGCGAUCCCCGUUCGCAGACCCUCCGGUCCAGACGGCGCCUCAGCACCAUGUGUCCGAUGUUGGCUUUGGAUAUGUUGCGGACAAUGGGCCUUCGCAACAUGCGAAUGUUCCUAUGACGCCGGCUUCCCCGCUGAAAAGCGCUCUGAAGACUCCUGGAACUGCCCGGACAUUAAAUCCUCUUAGCCCAACCUUUCGUGAAGAGUAUAUACUCGAGAAGCAGGAGAAGUUGACGGAGAAGGAGAACGAGAAAGAUCUGAAAGUUAAAACGCGCGUACGGCUAGCCAAGGUGUUUCUACGAUUCGUCAACUUCAGCUGCAGUCUCAUUGUUCUUUCACUCAUGUCGUCUUCUUUCCUGAUAUUCAAUGCGACGAAGAGCCUUCCUCCACGAAACAACCUUCCGCCAUGGGCAGUGGGCACGAAUCCAUGGCCGCAGGUCCUCCUCCUGGUCAUGGCCUCUGUAUCCCUACUCACUUGCUUGGUCGUGUUUUACGGCUAUUGGAAGGGCGGCCAUCGACGCGCAGAGAAAGUAGCGGUUUACUACACCGUCUUCUCUGUCUGCUUCUUCGCCCUCAACACGGUGAUGUGGGUUAUUGGCGCUGCAGUCUUUCAGAAUAGCAAGGCCACUGGCAAUGGAGAAGAUCUCUGGGGCUGGUCGUGCAAAGACAAUGUUCGACGACAAUUAUUCAGCCAGGAAGUGAAGUAUUCGCUUAUUUGCCGUAUGCAGGACUGGGGCCUGGUCUGCGCCAUCAUCGAGAUUGUCAUUGAAUUGAUCGUCAUUCUCAUUCACGCUAUCAUCUUCUACCGCUUCUACAGCAAGCAACGACUGCGAAAAACCAUGGACAUGCGCGACAAAGCCAGAUCCGAUCUAUACUUGGCUCAGCUUCGUACUCAGUCUGCGCCCAACACCCCUGGGUUCGCUCGCACUCCCAAAUCUCCCUUUUUCUCAGCGACGCCAGUGCACGAUCCCUACUCGUCCGCGGAAAACGGCGAGCACUACUCUGUGCAAUAUGCGACUCCGAAAUCUCCUAUGCGAGCCCCGGAGCCCUUCCAGCUGCAACCCCCGCCGAUUCGCGUCCAGCAUGCUACCCCGAGACAACAACAGGAAGGCUUCGACGCUCCGUCGGUACAUACGAGCACACCUUCUCCCCCGCCUGUAGGAGCACCAACACCGCCGCAGGUUGAAAAUAUCAACGAGCACGUGGGUGCCGCACCAGGCGAGAAGACGUACGAAUCCGUACCUAUCCCAGGGGCAUACUCGACCCCAGUAGCGAGCCCUAGCUACCCUCCUCCUGUUCAUGCAGUGCCACAAGGAAAUGCAUCUGAUAUCCAUCCUGGAUUCGGCGGUCGAUAG